This is a messenger RNA of Histoplasma capsulatum G186AR, 805 nucleotides long. RefSeq lists its product as uncharacterized. NCBI's taxonomy places the organism in Eukaryota, Fungi, Ascomycota, Eurotiomycetes, Onygenales, Ajellomycetaceae. The record is from RefSeq and is a predicted model, not a curated record. Bases 263 to 469 code for a protein of 68 amino acids. The transcript has a single exon.
CUAUAUUUACUCGUUGGAAUCCACUUCAUUACACAAGAUUUGUUGCUCUUCCGCUUCCUCGUUCUUCGUGCGCACUGUCGUGGGCCAGAUCUGCCCCCUGGCGGCUAAACCAAGGCGCCAGGGCCGUGUUGACCAAUCAUGCGGCUCUUACCUUCGCAGAGCCCCGCCUUCGAAACAACGACAUCCUCAACUUUGUUUCAUCCAAAACCUCAUCCCACUUCAUUGACAAGAUUAGCUGCCAUCCAGUCCUUCGCUUCUCGCCAUGGGGUGUCGUGGUGUUAGCGGACUGGCUUCCAGGACGGCAGUCAGUCCUGCCCAAUAUCCCCAGUCUGCAGAAUAUCAUGAUGAAACCCACCUUGACUGCUCAACUGCUUGUCCUGGCUUGAACAUCCCUGUGACUGGUGCCUUAAAAUAUCCGGCGCCAAUGGAGUCACCUCAAGAGGCCUUCACACGAGUUCUCCAGAUCUGACAGAAUAGAGGUGUAUCAAAUCAUAUCAACACAUGGAACGAGCGGAGUGACUGUCUCCACCACGGGUAGUUGAGCCGAUGGGAACUAUGGUGAUUGUUUCUCGGUAUUCACCGUUUGCUGUUGUUUCAUGAAACAGCUGAAGCCUUCUCUCUUUUGCUUCAUUUUUUCUCUCUUCACUGCUCAGCGUUGCGCCCAUUGUUCUAUUUCUUUCUCUUUCUGCACUCUUGCCUUCGGCCUCCACCUUUCGUUCUUCGUCUGUUUCCUCUUUUCCUAUCAUCUAUUCUCGUCCUGUCUCGAAAUUUCGCGUUGUAUUGGUUGUUGUCUCUGACGGCAACA